Molecule: messenger RNA, 4845 nt
Organism: Pimephales promelas (fathead minnow)
Lineage: Eukaryota; Metazoa; Chordata; Actinopteri; Cypriniformes; Leuciscidae
Gene: trak1a
Product: trafficking protein, kinesin binding 1a
Biological process (GO): anterograde axonal transport of mitochondrion; endosome to lysosome transport; neurogenesis
Cellular component (GO): cytoplasmic vesicle; dendrite; mitochondrion
Molecular function (GO): GABA receptor binding; myosin binding
Source: RefSeq, a predicted model, not a curated record
UUGUUUUUGUUUUUUUUUGGAAAGAGAAAACUGAUCCAGGGUCAGGAGGACAGGAACAAUGAGCGCUGAAGUCCACUGGCCUGAGAGCGCUUCAGUCUAUGUUUAGUGAGGGAGCCAUGUGACUGGUGUCAUCAGCAUGCCAGACAUGGCUGGGCCGUGUCCGUGUUUGCUCACUGCCUCCUCCCUCGUCUUUCCACUCUCCCUCUCAUAAUCACUCGUUCUCUGGACGCCGUGUCCGAUCUUGAAGGAGUGUAAAAUGUGAGUUUGGGCGAGUGAACCGAGUGCCCGUGGCUGCAGCACCAUGAAUGUGUGUAACAGCACUGAUCUUCCUGAGGUGGAAAUCAUCAGUUUGCUUGAGGAGCAGUUGCCUCAUUAUAAGCUGAGAGCUGACACGAUAUACGGCUAUGACCACGACGACUGGCUCCACACUCCUCUCAUCUCACCCGAUUUCAACCUCGACCUGACCACAGAACAGAUCGAGGAGACCCUCAAAUAUUUCCUUCUAUGUGCUGAUCGAGUGGGCCAGAUGACUAAGACAUAUAAUGACAUAGAUGCUGUUACACGUCUCCUGGAGGAGAAAGAGCGUGAUUUGGAGUUGGCGGCACGUAUUGGCCAGUCUCUGUUGAAAAAGAACAAAACCCUCAGUGAGAGGAAUGCCUUCCUGGAGGAGCAGGUGGAUCACAUACGAGAAGAGGUGUCUCAGCUGCGUCAUGAUCUCUCAAUGAAGGAUGAACUCCUGCAAUUCUACACAAGUGUUGCUGAGGAGAGUGAUGGAGAGUCUGCUUCUACCACACCUAUUCGCAGAAAUGACUCGUCUUUCACGCUCCCAGAUUACCUCCCUCUGGAUUCACUGCAGAGGAAACUCAAGGACCUGGAGGAAGAGAACCUCAGCCUGCGAUCAGAGGCAAAUCACUUGGAGACAGAGACCAUCUCGUAUGAAGAAAAAGAACAACAGCUUGUAAAUGAUUGCGUUAAAGAGCUCAGAGAUGCUAACAUACAGCUAUCCAGUAUUUCGGAAGAGCUGGCUAAGAAAACAGAGGAUGCCUCUCGCCAGCAAGAGGAAAUCACACACCUCCUCUCUCAGAUCGUGGACCUGCAGAAAAAGGCCAAAUCGUAUGCAGUAGAAAAUGAAGAGCUCACACAGCAUCUGGGAGCUGCUAAAGACGCCCAAAGAGCACUAACAGCAGAGUUGAGAGAGCUGGAGGAUAAGUAUGCAGAGUGUAUGGAGAUGCUUCAUGAAGCUCAGGAGGAACUGAAGAACUUUAGAAAUAAAACGCUGCCUCUCAGUACACCGCGGCGAUUCCACUCACUCGGCCUGUUCCCCAUGGACUCUUUAGCUGCUGAAAUUGAAGGCACCAUGAGGAAAGAGAUUGAGAUGUCUGAUCCAGACGUAGAGGAACAAAGGUUGCACCCUAAACGUGUCUUCGAGACGGUGCGUAACAUCAACCAGACGGUUCGGCAACGCUCCAUGGGCCCGUCCCCUAUGAACAUCCCAGGGUCCAAUCAGACGUCCUCUAUGAACUCCAGGCGUUCUAGUUGUCUGAGCACGCCCCGAUCGAGCAUGUACGGAGGGGACGGGGUUGAAAUGGACAACCGCACUAACAGUAUGCUUCUGGAAACCCAUUCACCUCAAGAUGGCUCUAACGACUCCAACAGAAAGCCUGGGACGCCUGGCACACCCGGCUCCCAGGACCUGCAGGCAGCACUGCGUCGCCUUUCCCUUCGACGGGACAACUACCUGAGCGAGCGGCGUUUCUUCGAGGAGGAGCGAGAGCGUAAACUGAACGCCCUGGCAGUAGAGAAAAGCGAAUUGUAUGAGAACAGAGAUGUUGGAAGUGGCAGUGAAGACGGCGGUCCUCUUACUCCGGCAGAAAGCAUCAUGUCUCUGGGCACCCUGCACUCGGUUUACUCCAUCUACAGCUCCCGAUCAUACCUGCCCGAGAAACUCCAGAUCGUCAAGCCUCUGGAAGGUUCGGCCACUCUGCACGCAUGGCAGCAGCUCGCGCAGCCACACCUGGGCGGCAUCCUGGACACGCGGCCCGGCGUCGUGACCAAGGGCUUCCGGACCCUGGAGCUGGACCUGGAGGAGGUGUACCAAUUCACCGACCUGGAGGAAGACGAGUCAGGACAGCAUUCCCAAUCUGCCGUCACUACCUCUUGCCUGGGCUCUAUGCCUUGCUCGCCUGCUUUGCGACGACCUCGUGCCAACAAUCCUGACAACCAGGAAGAGCAGCUCAGAGAAAAUGGAGGGACCCCUGGAGUGGGGCUAGACCGAAUGGAGGCUGGAGAGGAAGAGGUCUCAUCUGUGCAUUUUCCUGGUAAAUGUAUGUCUCACACCAGCUCCACGUACACCUUCACCACCUGCAGGAUUCUGCACCCUACAGAUGAACUCACCAGAGUCACACCCAGUCUUGUGUCUGGUCCAUCACUGACGACCUGCGUGAUGUCCAGCAGCGGUCUGCGCUCAACCCCUGUGUCCACCCCCUGCACGCCUCGUCGCCUCAGCCUGGCGGAGAGUUUCACCAACCUCCGCGACUCAACCAAGACCACCAGUACCUCUUUGGGACUCGUGCGCCUCCUACAAGAGAGAGGUAUAUCUGCUGCUGUCUAUAACCCUCUCAGCUGGGACCGGGCAGAUCGAGCCCCUCCACCAGACCCUUACUCAUCACACACUGCCCACCCCUUACACACCUGUCCAGACACUCUCCCUUCCACCCCUCCAAACUCUCCCAGCAAGUCCAAACCCACCAGACCUGUGCUCCCUGUAGACUACAGCCCCUCAGACCCCCCCUACGAAACCUUCCUGGCUUCACGGCCAGCCAGCUCGAUCCUAAAGGAAGUGCGGGAGGCGGACGAGAGGGCUCAAUCAGAUACACAGAGUCAGACUGAAGUCAGUGUGCAGAAUCUGAGACUUGUGGACAAGGUAAAGAAGUUUAGCCUGGCUCCCAGAACAUUGGCCCCAGGACCGCCAUUCGGAGCCCACGCCGGUAUGACCUCCCCUAUCGGGGGACUGCCAGUGCUGAACUCAGGGAUGAGAAGAAACCGCAGUUACCCAGCUAUGGUCGGGGCUAGUAUGGCUAUGAAGGGCGCAGGGCCUCCCAGUGAGGACCUGCUAUUGGUCCAUGGGCCACCAAGACAAACUAGCCUCAAUGAAAAGUGAAUGUUGCCUCUGUCGUCCCCUUUUGCCUUUUAUUUGUUUAAAUUUGCAUUGACACAGUAUAUCAUCCUUGCGACAACUCGAGUGCCUGUUAUUAAGAUGAUAUUUGUAUAGAUUAUUUUGUUAUAACAGUUGAUAUAACAACCUCUUUUUUGUCUACUUCUCUCCGUCUGACCUACAUAUACAGUACAAUUCAUUCAGCAUUUGUCGUUGUGUGACAAUUUGCACUUGCUGGCUGUGAGACAAUGUAGCAUACAAACAAAGCAGAUGCCCCAAAAUGAUUUCCAGAUGUGUUUUUUUUUUCUUCUUUUUUUUAAAUCUGGUCAUCCCGUGUGACAUUUCAAGAUUUGUUAGUUUUGUGAUGCUGACAAGAGCACUGAUAGCACCUUAAUGGUAACCCAGACAUUGGUGAACAAUGAAGUAUUGUCAUUUCUAAUUUAUUAUUUGGUCUGAUUUGGCACUUUUUAAAGGCCAUGACGUAUAGCUUUUUUACCAAGACCCUAUAGUGUCCCGAAAAUCUGCUUUUACCAAGUACAAAUACCUUCACGGAAGCCUUUUUCCAUCUAGUCCAGGCAAUUAAAUAACAACAGCGUAAUGUUCAUUUGUCUAAAAUGGCUUAAUGCAUAAUAUUAUAGUAAUUACAGUGUAAUAACAUUGUUCAGUAAUGCGACUCUCGGUAGAGGGCGCUGUUGGCAUGAAUUGAUGAUAAUUUGCAUAUUAGCACAAACUCUCUGCUUUAUACAUACUCAAGAGUUGACUGGCUGAAGUACUUCAGAGAGAAACCGAGACCACAGGGCUGUGAAGGGGCUGCAUAAAGAAAUUGCAGCAGGUUUAAACUUGAAACACAAUCUUGUUCAUGUUUUCAUCUUUUAAUGUCCUUUGUUGAAGACCAACAUUAUUUAUAUGUGUAUAUUUAUACGUGUGGAAUUGCAGUAUUGAAGACUUGAUGGGAAAAUUGCACAAAACAUUUCAUUGGUCAAAAAGGAUGUCAGGUUAAACCGAAGAAAAAAAAAUACUGUAGAUCUGCUGUGGUUUUGGAACCUACUGACUGAUAUGUGUCAAAUGUAAAGCAAGUGAAGUAUAUAUUGUGAGCUUUAAAGAUUUCAAGGGUGCAAUAGGAAGUCAUUCAUAGUGCCUGAUGAUAUUUUUUUUUUUUUUGACGGACUGAAUCAUAAUGGCUUCACCUGCCACUGUAUGCACUGGCAUACAUACUGUAACUCUGUGUGAUGUAUUGAUUUAACAAUUGUUUUUACCCGAGGAUGCAUACAGUUGAAAGUGCAUGAGUCGGUCUAGAGAAAAGUUAUUUUUCUUUUAGUUCAGGCUAAUCAAAUUUGUUAGGUGAAAAUGUGUGUGUAUUUGUGUGUGUGCGCAUUUAAUCAUAGCAUGACCUUUGUUGAAUGUGUUUCAGAGGUAUCUGCCAUUCUGCCAUGACUGAUCAUUGAUUUCAAUGGUGUUUAUUUCAAUAGAACGGACAUUUUACUUGUAUAUUGUAAAUGGUAAAUAUGCAAAGAAUUUAAACAUGCUAACUUUUUAUAUAUAAAAAGCAAAAAAAAAAAAAACUAUACUUGAAGGGGAAAAAAAAGAGAAAAUGGAAAAGCAAUGAUGACGUGACACUGGUGAAAAGUGGAGUUUUUGUUCAUGAAUUUUAGAAGCUCCCCUUUGCAGGAUCAAUAAACCUGUUGCGAUAA